AUCUCUAUUCAGUUUCACAUAUUCGUUAGAUUUUUAUGGAGUAACUUACAGCUGCCAAAUCAUUUAAUUAUUGUGACUUUUUUCAAAUAUUUUUUAGUAUUAUUAUCAUUAUAAUUUUCAUACUUCCGUUACGUCAUCAAUUUAUGAGAAGUCAACAGAACUGCUUGUUGAAUAGUCGAGCUUGAUCAAAUAACCUGCAUUCAUAUAAUUCAUACAUUAACGAUAGUGAACUUAUGCAUUAAAUUAAAAUUGCAUUGGAAUAAAUUAUAAAAUGGCGGUGACUACAGCUGUAGUACGCCAACAACUUACUAAUUUAGCUCAUUCUGGUGGAUCUCAUAAAGAUCAAGCUGAAAGAUAUCGAACAAUUUUAGAUGAUAUUUUAUCAUCCUCUGGAGAAGAACUCAUUGACAACUUGAAAAUAUUUAUUGAAGCAAUUGUCAACGAGAAUGUAAGUUUAGUUAUUUCAAGACAAGUUUUAACUGAUGUGAGUUCCAGAUUACUUCUUUUAGCGGAUGAAAUAUCUAAAGCUGUAUCACACUACACAUUGGAUAAAGUCCAACCACGAGUAAUUUCAUUUGAAGAACAAGUUGCUAGUAUCCGGCAACAUUUGUCAGAUAUUUAUGAAAGAAAUCAAAAUUGGAGAGAAGCAGCUAAUGUCUUAGUUGGAAUUCCAUUGGAAACAGGCCAAAAACAAUAUACAGUAGAUUAUAAGCUAGAAACUUAUUUGAAAAUUGCCAGAUUAUAUUUGGAGGAUGAUGAUCCAGUCCAAGCAGAAGCUUUCAUCAAUCGGGCUUCCUUACUCCAAGCUGAAACUAAAAACGAACAGCUCCAAAUUUAUUACAAAGUUUGUUAUGCUCGAGUACUUGAUUAUCGAAGGAAAUUCAUUGAAGCAGCUCAAAGAUACAAUGAAUUAUCAUAUAGAUCUAUUAUUCAUGAGGAUGAACGGAUGACAGCUCUAAGAAAUGCUCUCAUUUGUACAAUACUCGCGUCUGCAGGUCAGCAGAGAAGUCGAAUGUUAGCAACUUUAUUUAAAGAUGAACGAUGUCAACAACUUCCAGCGUAUUCAAUCCUUGAAAAAAUGUAUCUAGAUCGUAUUAUUCGUCGUUCGGAGCUUCAAGAAUUUGAAGCAUUGUUACAGCCUCAUCAGAAAGCUUGUACGAUUGAUGGUCUUGGCUCUACGAUUCUUGAUCGUGCUGUUAUUGAACACAAUUUAUUAUCAGCAAGCAAAUUGUAUAACAAUAUUACUUUUGAAGAGCUUGGAGCUUUACUAGAAAUCCCGCCUUCUAAAGCUGAGAAAAUUGCUAGCCAGAUGAUUACUGAGGGUCGUAUGAACGGCUAUAUUGAUCAAAUUGAUUCUAUUGUUCACUUUGAAACAAGAGAAAUUUUACCAACUUGGGACAAACAAAUCCAAUCCCUUUGCUAUCAAGUUAAUCAGAUAGUUGAAAAAAUAGCUCAAACACAACCUGAUUGGAUCGCUAAAACGAUGGAGGAUCAGCUAGUACAUUAAUUAAUUAAUUAAUAUAAGAUAUUUAUAUAAGCUUUUAUCUAUAAAGAAAGUGUUGCGAUUUUAUUUCAAUAUUAUUUGAUAAAAGUAAAAUAAUUUAAUAAUGGUAGUUUAAAAAAAAAAUCAAGACACAAUUGCUGUGAGUCUCCUGCGAAAGCAGUGAAAAAGUUUAAUAAACAAAUACUCCAAUAGCUUAACAUAA
Molecule: messenger RNA, 1706 nt
Organism: Chelonus insularis
Lineage: Eukaryota; Metazoa; Arthropoda; Insecta; Hymenoptera; Braconidae
Gene: CSN4
Product: COP9 signalosome subunit 4
Exons: 7
Coding region: 272-1507 (411 amino acids)
Cellular component (GO): cytosol; COP9 signalosome
Source: RefSeq, a predicted model, not a curated record